This is a messenger RNA of Amphiprion ocellaris (clown anemonefish), 11132 nucleotides long. RefSeq names its product titin. Lineage: Eukaryota; Metazoa; Chordata; Actinopteri; Pomacentridae. Gene Ontology annotation, cellular component: membrane; sarcoplasmic reticulum. The transcript has 84 exons. Gene Ontology annotation, molecular function: signaling receptor binding. The coding region runs from base 408 to 8894 and encodes 2828 amino acids. The record is from RefSeq and is a predicted model, not a curated record.
CAGUAACACUGGGUGGGAUAUUCUGUCUGUUGCCCCUCACCCUACCCAGCCCUGUGCUUAGCUUGGCUCUUUCCUCCCCUGCGUUGCUUUCCGUUGCCCCACCAUCUCCAGACCCCCCGCUUCAAUGCUGCCACACUGGCAGCUCCAAAUUCCCCACCACCUUUAAGUUUACAAUUUUAAGCUUUAUUUUCCGUUUUCUUCUUUUUUAAAAUCUAUCUUGAAGAAAUUCAACCUGUGGAUGCCAUGGAUAAAGAAACAAGGCUGUAACCACCAAGUGGAAAUGGAAUAAUCUACUAACUUGGACGUUUUUUUUACUUAAAGAGUUGAUGCUGGUUGGAUUUAGUUUUGCAUGAGGAGGCUUUGCCCCCAAUUCAACGGAUCCUACCUGAAAUAGUCUCCACAUCACCAUGGCUGAAGGGGCCAAACCUGCCUCUGCUACUGCAGCCGGUGGCUCCAAUGGAGCAGCAGCACCACAGCCGGGCUUCCUCAGAUCCGGAGCUCUGAGUCUCCUCAAUAAGCUGAAGGUGUCCGUGGAGCUGCUGAUCGCCCUGGCUGCUCUGCUCUCCUGGGUGGUCGUGGGUGUGGUGAUGUUUGACUUUGUGGAGUACAAAGCAGUCCCUGACAUUCAGCAAAUCAUUACGGACCCUGUUAAAGCUGUAAACGAUGCUGUGGAUGAAGCCACCAGCCUGCUCAAUAAGUUUCAAGAAUGUGCACCUGAUUUAAGUGACCCCAUGUCUGCUGCCACUUAUGCAGCUGAGGAAAUAUCAGCAGCAAAAGAUGGAGUUGUUCGAUACUUUUCAGAUGAGGAAGGGACCUUCUACCUCAGCUACAUCGACCCUGUUGUCAUUGGUAGACGAGCUUUCCAUUCAACUAAUGACUUCAUGUGUGGAGUGGUGGGCGGCUGCAGGGACACACUAUGUACUGUUGUGGACUCUAUAUUAGAUACCAUACAGGAGAUAAAUAAAGGAAAAAUUGAUCUUAGCUACAUAGACCCUGUGGUAAUAGGCAGAGGUGUCUUCAAUGUUACUAAUGAGUUCGUGUGUGGAGUGGUGGGCUACAUCCAGGGUGUGCUCUGUUCGAUACUGGACACUAUACUGGAUGUAGUGAAAGGAGUCACUGACAUUAGCUUCAUAGACCCAGUAGUAAUCGGCAGGAAUACCUUCGGCGCUACUAAUGACUUUGUGAAUGGAAUAGUGGGCUACAUCCAGAGCGUACUCUGUACCAUCAUAGACAGUAUCCUGGAAAUAGUUAAAGGAACAACUGACAUUAGCUUCAUUGACCCUGUGGUUAUUGGCAGGAAUGUCUUCAGUGUUACUAAUGACUUUGUGAGUGGAAUAGCAGGAUACAUCCAGGAUGUGCUCUGUGUAAUCUUGGAUGUGAUACUGGACACAUUAAAAGAUAUUCAGCAGGCAGUGGGAUUCAGUCCCAUGUCGGUUCUGAAGACAACUGCGGACAUCACCAAAGAACAGAUCAGCAUGCUUGUGAGCUACUUCUCAGCAACACUGAUUGGUGAAGAAGGAAUCAUGCCUGAAGUGUCCCUCGACCCCAUGAAGGUUGUUGAGGAUGCAGUGCUGGAGUUCACAGACAAGAAAGAUUUGUUUGUGGCUUAUAUGUCAAGCAUGUUGGUUGGUGAUCAAGGUGAACCUGCCGCCCCUCCAGUUGUAAAUGUAGUAACUGAAAAAGAUGAAGCUGUCGCUGCCCCAUCUGACAUCAAUUUGGUGAGAAGGAAAGGUGAAUUUCUGCCUCCAUUUGAAAAAGUUGCAGAGAUCUUACACACUGCCAAAGAUGAAGCUGCUCCUGCUGCAGAGUUAAGUGAAGACUCAAAGACGGAGGAGGAGGAGGAGGAGAAGGAGGAGGAGGAGGAGGAGGAGGAGGCUGAAGUGCCACCUGAAGCCGCUAGUGAAGCAGAUGUGCAGGAUGCAGAGGAAGAUGAGGUGAAACAUGUCGACCUUGAAGAAAAAGAAUCUGAAACUCCUCUGGAGGAGGAAAUCCUUGAUCAUGACAGCAAGGAGGAGGAGAAGGAAGAGGCUGAUAAAGAGGAAGAAGAGGAGAUUAUAACAGAGGAAGCUGCAGAGCAGUUGGAGAAAGAGGAAGGCGAGGAACAGGAGGAGGACAAAAAAGAAGAGGAGGGUGAAGAAGAUCAAGGAAAGACAGAGGAGGCUGUGGAUGAAGAAGAUGAGGAGGCACAAGCAGCAGACGGGGUGGUAGAAGACAAAGAGGAGGAGGAGGAGAUCAAAACUGAAGAUGUUUUGGUAGAAGAAGAGGAGGAGGAAGUGGAGGAGGAGAUCAAAACUGAAGAUUAUUUGGUAGAAGAAGAGGAGGAGGAAGUGGAGGAGGAGAUCAAAACUGAUGAUGUUUUGGUAGAAGAAGAGGAGGAGGAAGAGGAGGAGGAGAUCAAAACUGAAGAUGAUUUGGUAGAAGAAGAGGAGGAGAAAGAGGAGGAGGAGAUCAAAACUGAAGAUGAUUUGGUAGAAGAAGAGGAGGAGGAAGAGGAGGAGGAGAUCGAAACUGAAGAUGCUUUGGUAGAAGAAGAGGAGGAGGAAGAGGAGGAGACCAAAACAAUAGAUGCUUUGGUAGAAGAGGAGGAGGAGGAGGAGACCAAAACAGAAGAUGCUUUGCUAGAAGAUGAAGAUGAGGAGGAGGAGGAGGAGGCCAAACCUGAAGAAGUUUUGUUAGAAGAUGAGGAGAAGGAGAAAGAGGAGGAGGAGACCAAAACAGAAGAAGACUUGGCAGAAGAUGAAGAUGAGGAGAAGGAGGAGGAGACCAAAACUGAAGAUGUUUUGUUAGAAGACGAAGAUGAGGAGGAGGAGGAGGAGGAGGAUGAGGAAGAUGAUAAGACCAAAACUGACAAAGACUUGGCAGAAGAUGUGGAGAAGGAGGAACCAAAACUUGAAGACCUAGCAGAAGAAGAGGAGGAGGAGGAGGAGGAAGAGGAGGAGGAGGAGGAAGAGCAAGAGGAGGAGGAGGAGGUUAAGUCAGAAGAAGAGGAUGAAAGAGUCCAACAAACCAUCAAAAUUACUGACGAUGAUGCCAGAGAUCAGUUCGAGAAAACUGAUGAAGAAGAUCAGGAUCUAGAAAUGGACAAUGAGGAUGAAGAGGAGGAGGAAGGAGAAAAACUGGACUAUGUAGAGAUCAAGGAGGAUGAUAAAGAUGCAGAAGAAGAACCAUUAGUCCAACAGCUUGAUCUUAAAAUUCUGGCAUCAGAAAAGCUCCAUAUUGAUCAGAUACCUGAAUCUGAAGAAGAAACUUUACUACCUGAACAUGAUGAAGACGAAUUCGCUGACAUUGUUGAUGAUCACGAUGAAAACAACAACAACAGUGAGAGCAGAAAGACUGAGCCUAAACGUAAGAGGAAGGUUCAUGUUCCCUUUGAGAAGCUCAGACGAGUCGGAUCCAGAGCGCCUCACAAAGAAGAACAUCUCAGCAAACAUGAGAAAGUUCUCAAAGAGGCAAAGGAAAGACAUGCAAUUAAAGAAGUUAAAGAUGCCAUUGUUAAAGAAGAGGAGCCAGUGAAGAAGGCUCUCAAAGAAGAGGAAGAUGCGAAGAAGCUGCCCAAAGAAAAGAAACAAGUAAAGAAACUCCUCAAAGAAGAGAAAGAAAUAAAGAAACCCUCUAAAGAAAAGAAAGAGGUGAAGAAACCAGCCAAAGAAGAGGAGGAAGUCAAGAAACCUCUCAAAGAAGAGAAGGUGAAGAAACAACUCAAAGAAGAAAAAGAAGUCAAGAAACCACCUAAAGAGCACAAAGAAGUAAGGAAACAUAAGAGACUUUCUAAAAAAGAGGAAGAAGUGAAAGAACGACCCAAAGAAGAAAAAGAAAUCAAGAAACCUCUUAGAGACAAGAAAGAAGUGAAGAAGCCACCUAGAGAAGAGAAAGAAACCAAGAAACCUCCUAAAGAGGAGAAAGAAAUUAAGAAACCUCCCAAAAAGGAGAAAGAGGAGAAGAGACCUCCUAAAGCUGCAGAAGUGACGAAAGAAGAGAAGAAACCUCCUAAAGAAGAGAAAGAGGAGAAGAAACCUAUUAAAGAAGCUAAAGAUAAACAUAAACCUGAAAAUAAAGAGGAGAGGGCCCUUAAAAAGGAGAGGGAUGUGAAGAAACCUCUUAAAGAAGAGAAAGAGGUAAAGAAAUCUCCCAAAGAAGAGGAGAGACCAUCUAAGAAGGAGAAAGAAGUUAGGAAACUUCUCAAGGAGGAAAAAGAAGCCAAGAAACCAGCCAAAGAAGACAAGGAGGAGGAGAAACCUCUCAAAACAGAGAGAGAAGAGAAGAUACCUUCUAAAAAACAGAAAGAAGUGAAGAAACCACCCAAAGAAGAGAAAGAAGUCAAGAAACCACCCAAAGAAGAGAAAGAAGUCAAGAAACCUCAAAAAGAAGAGAAAGAACCCAAGAAACCUACCAAAGAUGAGAAAGAACCCGAGAAACCUACCAAAGACGAAAAAGAACCCAAGAAACCUACCAAAGAAGAGAAAGAAAUCAAGAAACCUCAAAAGGAAGAUAAAGAAGUUAAGAAACCUCUGAAAAAAGAGAAAGAAGAAAAGGAAACUCCCAAAGAAAAGAGAGAAGUGAAGAAACCUUCCAAAGAAGACAAAAAGGAGAAGAAACCUAUCAAAGAAGAGACAGAAGAUGAGAAACCUCACAAAGAAGCCAAGAUACCUACCAAAGAUGAGAAAGAAGUAAAGAAACCUCACAAGGAAGAGAAAGAAGUUAAGAAACCUCCCAAAGAAGAAAAAGAAGGAAAGAAACCUCUCAAAGAUAAGGAAAUUGAGAAACUCCUCAAACAAGUCAAAGAAGAAAAGGAAUCUCCCAAAGACAAGAAAGGAGUGAAGCAACCUUCAGAAGACAAAAAAGUCAAGAAACCUAUCAAAGAUGAGAAAGAAGAGAAGAAACCUCUUGAAGAAAAGAGAGAAAUGAAGAAACCUUCCAAAGAGGACAAAGAGGAAAAGAAACCCCUUAAAGAAAAGAAGGAAGUAAAGAAACCUUCUGAAGAAGAAAAGAAACCCCUUAAAGAAAAGAAGGAAGUGAAGAAGCCUUCUGAAGAAGAAAAGAAACCCCUUAAAGAAAAGAAGGAAGUGAAGAAACCUUCUGAAGAAGAAAAGAAACCCCUUAAAGAAAAGAAGGAAGUGAAGAAGCCUUCUGAAGAAGAAAAGAAACCCCUUAAAGAAAAGAAGGAAGUGAAGAAACCUUCUGAAGAAGAAAAGAAACCCCUUAAAGAAAAGAAGGAAGUGAAGAAACCUUCUGAAGAAGAGAAGAAACCCCUUAAAGAAAGGGAGGUGAAGACACCUCCCAAAGAAGAUAAAAAAGAGAAAGAGGAGAAGAAACCUAUUAAAGAAGCCAAAAAAGAGGCAGAAUCAAAGAAAGAAAAGAUUUCAAAAGAUGGAAAGGAACCAAUAAAGCCUUCUAAACAAGAGAAAGAAAUCAAGACAACUACCAAAGAAGACAAAGAACCAACGAAGAAGAGAGUCACCAAGACAGAAGCUAAACCCAAAAAGUCUGCAAAGAGAAUUAAAGUAGUCAAGAAGGAAGUUGCAUCUGUCCUCAAGAAGGAGCAUCUUAAUGUUACCAAAGCAGCUGAAGAACCCAAGAAGUCUGCAAAGGUGCUUAAAUUUGCUAAAAAGCAAAUAGCUCCUGCCCUGAAAAAGGAACAUAAGAAUGUUACUAAAGCAGCAGAGGUUCCUGAAGUCCCAAAGGUGACAGCCAAACCAGAAGUGACAAAGAAAGUGGCAGCUCCCAAGGAGGCCAAGAAGGAACCAAAGCAAAAAAUCAAACGUAAACCUGUAAAACCAGAUAUCGAUGCAGUGAAGGAAAAGGAAAAAGCAGCCCCUAAAAAGAAAGAAGCUGAAGUUUCUGAACUAAAGCCCAAACCUGGUCAGAAAGAUGCUGCAGUUACUAAAGAAAAAGCCAAGCGAGCUCCACCAAAGAAGGAAGUUCCAAAGAAAAAGGCCAAAGCAGCUCCAGCAAAGAAAGAGGCUGCUGCUCCUAAAGAAAAGGUCAAACCAGUCAUCUUGACCAAAGAACAAGAAGGUGCUCCCAAAAAUGCCACUCUGGCCAAAGAGAGGGUCAAAAUAGUGCCUAUGAAGAAAGUGGUCAAGGCACCAAAAAAAGAAGUCAAAGCUGUCUCUGCAAAGACAAAAUCUGCAAAAAUCAAGACAAAACCAACACCGGUAGUUAAAGAGGCAGAAGCACCACACAAAAAUGUGUCUCUAACAAAGGAGAAGGUGAAGGUGGUGCCACUGAAGAAAGUGCCUGUAACUCCGAAAGAAAAAGUCAAAGCAGCACCAACAAAAAAAGAAGCUGAAGUUCUCAAGGAGAAGAAGGCUGAGCCAGUGACUCCAAAGAAAGCGGCAAAACCAACACCUGCUAAAAAGAAGAAAGUGCCUGAAACUCCAAAAGAAAAAGUCAAACCAGCAUUAACAAAAAAAGAAGCUGAACUUCUCAAGGAGAAGAAGCCUGAGCCAGUGACUCCCAAGAAAGAAGCUGAAGUUCUCAAGGAGAAGAAGGCUGAGCCAGUGACUCCCAAGAAAGAAGCUGAAGUUCUCAAGGAGAAGGUGGCUGAGCCAGUGACUCCCAAGAAAGCACCUGUUUCCAAGGCAAAACCAACACCUGCUAAAAAGAAGAAAGAACCUGCAAAAAUCAAGACAAAACCAGCACCAGUUGUUAAAGAGGCAGAAGCACCACACAAAAAUGUGUCUCUAACCAAGGAGAAGGUGAAGGUGGUGCCACUAAAGAAAGUGCCUGUAACUCCAAAAGAAAAAGUCAAACCACCACCAACGAAAAAAGAAGCUGAAGUUCUCAAGGAGAGGAAGGCUGAGCCAGUGACUCCCAAGAAAGAAGCUGAAGUUCUCAAGGAGAAGAAGGCUGAGCCAGUGACUCCCAAGAAAGCGCCUGUUUCUAAGGCAAAACCAGCACCUGCUAAAAAGAAGAAAGAAGCCAAAGUUCUUAAGGAGAAGAAGCCUGAGCCAGUGACUCCCAAGAAAGCAUCUGUUGCUAAGACAAAACCAGCACCAGUUGUUAAAGAGGCAGAAGCACCACACAAAAAUGUGUCUCUAAGCAAGGAAAGGGUGAAGGUGGUGCCACUGAAGAAAGUGCCUGUAACUCCGAAAGAAAAAGUCAAACCAGCACCAACAAAGAAAGAAGCUGAAGUUCUCAAGGAGAAGAAGGCUGAGCCAGUGACUCCAAAGAAAGCACCUGUUUCUAAGGCAAAACCAGCACCUGCUAAAAAGAAGAAAGUGCCUGUGACUCCAAAAGAAAAAGUUGAACCAGCACCAACAAAAAAAGAUGCUGAAGUUCUCAAGGAGAAGAAGGCUGAGCCAGUGAUUCCCAAGAAAGCACCUGUUUCUAAGGCAAAACCAGCACCUGCUAAAAAGAAGAAAGAAGUGGAGGCUCCUAAGGAAAAGGUCAAACCAGUCAUCUUGACCAAAGAACAAGAAGGUGCUCCCAAAAAUGCCACUCUGGCCAAAGAGAGGGUCAAAAUAGUGCCUAUGAAGAAAGAGGUCAAGGUGCCAAAAGAGAAGGUCAAAGUCUCUGCAAAGACAAAACCUGCAAAAAUCAAGACAAAACCAACACCAGUAGUAAAAGAGGCAGAAGCACCACACAAAAAUAUCUCUCUAACCAAGGAGAAGGUGAAGGUGGUGCCACUGAAGAAAGUGCCUGUAACUCUGAAAGAAAAAGUCAAACCAGCACCAGUGAAAAAAGAAGCUGAAGUUCUCAAGGAGAAGAAGGCUGAGCCAGUGACUCCCAAGAAAGUGCCUGUAACUCCGAAAGAAAAAGUGAAACCAGCACCAACUAAAAAAGAAGCUGAAAUUGUCAAGGAAAAGAAGGCUGAGCCAGUGACUCCCAAGAAAGCACCUGUUACAAAGGCAAAACCUGCUAAAAAGAAAAAAGAAGUGGAGACUCCAAAAGAAAAGGCCAAACCAGUCAUCUUGACCAAAGAACAAGAAGGUGCUCCCAAAAAUGCCACUCUGGCCAAAGAAAGGGUCAAAAUAGUGCCUAUGAAGAAAGUGGUCAAAGCACCAAAAGAGAAAGUCAAAGUCUCUGCUAAGAUAAAACCUGCAAAAAUCAAGACAAAACCAGCACCAGUGCUUAAAGAGGCAGAAGUACCACAGAAAAAUAUCUCUCUAACAAAGGAGAAGGCCAAAGUGGUGCCACUGAAGAAAGUGCCUGUAACUCCAAAAGAAAAAGUGAAACCAGCACCAACAACAAAAGAAGCUGAAGUUCUCAAGGAGAAGAAGGCUGAGCCAGUGACUCCCAAGAAAGCACCUGUUGCUAAGGCAAAACCAGCACCUGCUAAAAAGAAGAAAGAAGUGGAGGCUCCUAAAGAAAAGGCCAAACCUGCUGCAGUAAAGAAAGAGGCCAAGCCAGCCCUGGCCAAAAAAGUAGAGGUUGCAAAGGAGAAACCUAAACCAGCUCAAGAAAAGAAAGCUCCUUCUAAAAAAGAAGCUGAAAUAAAGAAGGAAAAGCUCAAAUCCCUCCUAAAGAAAGAGCCCAAAGUAACAAAAGAAAAAGUCAAACCAGCUGUUAAAAAAGACAUUUUGAGGAAAAAGAUCAAACCUGUCCACGUGAAGAAAGAAGUGGAGGCUCCUAAAGAAAAGGACAAACCUGCAGCAGUAAAGAAAGCCAUGUUGAGGAAAAAGACCAAAGCAGUCCCUGUGAGGAGAGUUGAGAAGAAGGCAGAAAAGGAGGAGAAAGCUAAAGAGGAUCGAGUUCUUAAAGAGAUACAGGAGUCUGCAAAGAAAGAAAAAGCUGCGACGAAGAAAGCUGCCAAGGAGGAGAAAGUUAAAGCAGAGCCUUCUGUAUCAGACAGCCUUCUCAUGGAGGACGAGCUGCCCUACUUCCAGUGUUUCUUUGUGGACGAAGACGAGGCCCAGUUUCCGUUUUAUGCCUUCUCACCGCUGCAGAUUUGAGGCUUCAGUCUGAAUCCAGUCUGAGGUUUACAAUAUAGUCAAUUUACUGAUAAUGACGAGGUUGCAUCACACCCUGCGCUGCUGAAACACAGCUGCAGCUGGACAGCAGAGGAUGAUGGGGGAUUUUAUGUGAUGGACCGUUAUUUUAUUCCCAGGAUUGGUUGAGCUCUCGUACCAAAUACAUGCAGCCAGUGUCAUUCCUUUCUUUUCUUUUCUUUUUUUUUGAAAUUUUGUUUUAUGCACUCAAUAACAUAUCAUGAGAAUAUUUAAAAUGGAACAAUUUAGUGUAUUAACUUCAGUGGAUCAUUCAUUUAGGUAUAUAAAGCAACAUUUGCAAAAACUUUUAAUGUAUUUAUGACUCAUUUUCUCAUUAUCAGUCUGUAAAAAAAGACUGUGCUUGUGCACAAUGGUGCAAUUUUAUAACAUAAUGGUUCAAAAUUAACUGCAAACAGGGUACAAGAACGUUGCUCAUCAAAGGUGGAAGGGGAUGCAGUUCCUCCUACAUUUACUUGAAAAGUGGUUUGUACACUAAACAUUUAAACAUUAAUUUUUGUGCUCAGUCAUCUGUGUAAUUUUCGCUGUUUUCUUCACCAUAUGAUUGAUGCCAAACUGGUGGUUGCUCAUAAUUAUUUAUUUUAUGAAUUUCAAGGAACCAUUUCUGUUAGGAAUUUUCCUCAAUUUCUUCCUUACUUGGUGGACAAAAGGAAUCAAAUGAAAAAUGGAUCCUCUUGGCAUUUUUCAAGUCAGAGCAACAUAUUUUUAUUAUUAUUUUUGUAGUUUUAUGCAACAAAAGGAAUGACCAUGCACUGUAUAUGAGAGCUCCCAAACUCACUGGUGGAAAACUACCUGAAAAUGUGUUUAAAGUCUUAUUAAAACCAUCUGGACAUCUGCACCAGCUCCUCAUUUUGCUAUUGGUGCUAAUAACAAGCCUGAACUCUCAGAAUGAGGUUGAAGUUCAGUUGUGUUUUUUUUUUUUUUUUUAAAUUUGAUUGUUUCUACCAUCAAGUAUCAGAUUCAUUCUGUAAUUCCUUGAUCGACCAAAAACACGCCGUCACUGACUUCAGUCUCUGGCUGUUUAUGUGUGUGCACAAAGUAGAAACUUGACAUAUUUUGGAAACCUUUUAAGCAGGUUCUUAUAAACGAGAGAGUGAUUGUCUCAUAGAAUGCUAAGGGCAUAUAUAACACAAUAUUAAGGCAUAUCUUAUAAUGACAUCUCAGAUAAAGUGUGCUAGAAUGCAACAGAAUAAACAGGAUUUGUGUUUCUGAACAUCCUGUACUUGAGAUGUGCAGCGACGGCUGCAAGACAGAUUUUGAAUACUGGUGUUGGUCAUGCAUAAAUAUCCAAAUCAUGUAUUCAAAACUUCUGAAAAAUGAUAGAAAGAGAAAUGAAAUGUUAAGUCUAAUGUUUAAACAUCUUUGAUUGUAUCGGCACACCAUGUGAUGACAGGUCUCUGCAGAUUGUAUCACAUGUUCAAGUGGAUGAUUUCAGACGUAAAACAUUAUUUCUCAGUCAGCUUGUACCAGCUACAUAUGGCUCGCUGCAUUUUGCUCCAUAUGUUGCAUAGGAGACGGUUAAUACAGCUUGUGGCGCUAAUCCUGAGUCUAUUCAAGUGCAAAUCCACUUAUUAUUUUAAGUUUAAAUAACAGGAACACAUCUUUAUGAGGAAUGAUGCAGCUCUCGGUGAGCUCAGACUCCAGUAAUUGAACUGUAACAGCUGUCGUUUUAUGGAGAUACUGAUGAGGGUGUGGGUGUUCCUAAAUAUAUCAGUUAUUGGAGAUGUUUUUUAUUGCAAAAUGAGACAUUUUGAUUCAUGGUGACAAAAGCUACAAAAUUCUUUCAAUCUAAAAUGUAUCAAAAGACUCACUUUAACCAGGUGAGCAUGUGCAAUAUUUAGUUAUUUGAGUAUAUCACUGUAUGUUUGUCUUUGAAUGAACUGUGCAUGAUGUGUGUGUGCUUUUGUUUAUGCCCUCAAAAUGUUUAUGUGGCACACACACUUAUGAACAUAUGAAUCAGGGUAUUUGAUACCAAAAACUGACAUGUGUCUGUCGGUGGUGUUGCUUACAUACAAGUACAAGAAACAAAGCAUUCAUAUUAAAAUAAUGCUGAUGUAAAUAGUUAAAUAAAUGGGUAAAAUGGGUUGUUUUAUCCCUGAAUCAUUACUACUGAAAAUAUGCCUUAACUGACCCUCAUUAUGCUUGUGAAUAGUGGCAAUUUGACAUUAAAACAUAGCACUGCAA